CUGCCUGUUAUCCUCCUUGUCUAGCUAUGUCCGUAACGACUAUCCCUCUCCAACUACUUGACUGCUUCAGAGUGCGUGUCUCGCUCGAGAGCAGCACGACAUCCGACUUCUCCUGGAACGUUCAAACUUUGGAUCGCCGUUCAACGGAAGACUCUGAAACCACCAUCGCCGACCCAUAUAUUACUGUCGACUUGAUCAGGACUGGAACUCUGAACAGCAUCCAAAUUCGCACCUCACUUCCUCCACCGCGCUCUCCAAGUACAAGUUCCCUCUCGGUUUCGAAUGAUGGUAGCCGGAGUUCACCUUCCAACGGGUUGGGAAAUGUGGCUACGAGCUCUACUCACGAUUCUCGGAACGAGCAAAUAGGACUCCAUGCAUGCAACCCCUUCAACGGGAGUCAUCAAGAUAGUACAGUCUCUUUCAUGGGUUUAGAGAAUCUUGACGGGCUCGCCCACAAUACCCCGCACGACCCAGGUUUCAUGUCCUUUUACGACAUGUCAGGCAUCGAUGUCUCUUCUCAGAUGGCUUUCCAGUCGCUCACGUCCGAGGCUCUGCAACCUUUUACGCCAUCACUGUCGCAUUCAGGCAGUCCCAGUCAACCCGCCCUAACGGACUCUACGUCCGCGUCUCCUUCAUUAGCAAUGACAUCAACGGCAACGAUUCCAUCUUCUGAUGGACAAUCAUGGGGCUUGAACAGCAUAUCACCCACGCCACAUCCCGCCCUCGACCAGCGCACACUUGGCACAGAGUCCUCUCAUACGUCCGAUGAAUGGCUAUCAUUCCCGAUACCCCAACUGGGAUCACCAUCAUCAGUAACCUGCCCUCCGUCUCCGUCACCUUCCGUCCACUCUGUAGCGCCUAGUGACGACUCCAGCACGUCUUCAUCGCCCAAUGUCAAUCAAACCGGUCGCAAGCGCCGCCUUCCGUGCCUAGACUCGUCUUGUACACGACGGUUUGCCAACGAAUACACUCGCAAGGUGCACAUGGGCUCACACUUACCCAAGAAGAGGUACCUUUGCCGCGAGGGUUGUUCCGCCGAGUUUUCACGUCUUCACGAUCGUUUACGCCACGAAGCUGGCAAACACAAUCAGCUCACGGAGUGGUUUUGUUUCACUUGUUUACGCCCUUUCUCCUCCAAGAAGUCGUUGAAGAGACAUGCUUGCGCGGGCAAUGUUCUCAGCAGCAUGGCUGCUAGCGAUAAUCAUCGACUCUCACAACAGCCGCAAAGACCGAAGGAGUAGAUGAGGAGGUACAAUUGCGUGUUGGGGCCUGUUGGGGCCUUUACGAUAGAGGGGCAGUCUAUUCGUGUACGGUAUUAGAUUUCAUUAUGUUAUUUGUUUACAUCUCCUAGACACCCUGCAUUUGCAGUACACACUCCUUCCCACGGACAUAGAUCGGCUAGACGCCCUUUCUCCAUUGUACUAUAUGUAGCUACCAGGUAAUAUCAAGGGUCGGGAGUCGGAAGACAGAGCUUUCUGAUGCUUUGCGAGAACUUGUGAUUCUUUUGCGGCUAAUAGAAGGAUCGAAGGAUCCUUGACUACUCGUAUAUCCAGACUGCAGGUCAGUACCUUACUGAUAACGGUCUGGUUUCAUGACAGUCGCCAUUGACCGCGGCUCCUUGGUUCAUACAGGGCUGCACAUCAAUAGCACACGUUGCCCGUAGACAUUGUCUCGGCAUCAUUUAGAAGCAUGUACGGAAUAGAAAAGAGCGUUGCGGAGUAGUUAGAUAUCAAAUAGUACGAACUAGUGAGCCAAUAACAAGUACUCCAAUCCCCC
Stereum hirsutum FP-91666 SS1 is the source of this 1776-nucleotide messenger RNA. RefSeq lists its product as uncharacterized. The record is from RefSeq and is a predicted model, not a curated record. The coding region runs from base 27 to 1241 and encodes 404 amino acids. The transcript has 6 exons. NCBI's taxonomy places the organism in Eukaryota, Fungi, Basidiomycota, Agaricomycetes, Russulales, Stereaceae.